Neospora caninum is the source of this 6219-nucleotide messenger RNA. RefSeq lists its product as uncharacterized. The record is from RefSeq and is a predicted model, not a curated record. The coding region runs from base 1 to 6219 and encodes 2072 amino acids. The transcript has 5 exons. Lineage: Eukaryota; Apicomplexa; Conoidasida; Eucoccidiorida; Sarcocystidae.
AUGGCGACGUUCCAGAUUGACUCGUUAGACAUGGGCUCGGAGCCGGGGGUAUCCGUAAGCCAUGCCUUGGACAGGUCGCCUUUCCCCUUUACCAUCUUCAACUCCUCGAGCUCGUUACGGCGGGAGGACAAUGCACGCAGAGAAGAACUCAGUUUCUACUCAUCUCACAGUGCUUCGAGAGACCAAGCUUCGUGCGGCCACUCCUUCAGCGGUCAACAUCCGUCCCCGGGCUGUUCCACCACAGGCGCGACACACUACCAGGACGAUGGCCGCAAUGCAUUUCUCCACUCCACUCCCUCUCAAGCCUAUCCCUCUGCACUGGCGCCUGAGUUUUCCUUCUCAGCGGAAGAGGCGCGCAGCGCUGUGGGCUACUGCCUCCCGAACAUGCAACGUGAACAUGGAGGCAGCUGUUCAGAAAGCGGAGGGGUGGACCCGUCUCGUCUCGUUCAGCCGUGUUCAUCGAAUCAGUACUCGUCUGGCAGCCAACCGGCGCCGCUCUGGUUCCAAACGCAGGCGCCUCCUGCAGGCGACUCGGCUGCUCAGUCCUACGGAUACGUUUUCCCAGCCUCUCAAGGAGUUGCCCAUAGUUUUUCGGAAGAUGCAGCAAAGCAAAAACUGGAGAGGGGCGACAGGGGCCGCCACUUCGGCGCGCCGCUCUCUCAAUUAUCUUCAGCAGUUUCGGAUACCUCCUGUUCUGCCUACACUGCGCAUUACGGCACGAACGCGUCGGUUAUCUGCAAUCCGCAGGAGCGCGACAGAGAAGAAGAUCCCGACUCGCCUUCUUACGUCGCGUCACUUUCAUUUCCUCCAGUUUCUCAAGGAAGCCAGGGAGGCGAGGCCCACGCGUUUCACACCAGUGCUACGCGAAACGGAAUGCGGAAGAGGGGAGGAGAGGACUCGACAGGCGAGGCGGCGACGCCCGGAGAACAACCUAGGCAGGGGGACAACCCCGGGAGGUCAAGCGACUUUGGCACAGAGAACUCGCUGAAGGCUGCUGCGGAGGAGUUGUAUUCGAAGUUUCAUCUUUCCGAGUCCGUUCAACGGCACAGACCGUCACUAGCUUUUGGACACAAUGAAGGCGCUGGAAAGGGCAAAACGCGGGCGCAUCCUUAUUCGCUUCCUGGACGGUCGGCGUGCAGUGGAUGGCCGGUGUCAUCCGUGCCCGCGUUCUCUCUCCCACGCUCCGCUUCCGUAACGCGCAGACAGGCCGAGAAGGAAGGCUCCGGCGAGCAAGAAGAGAGGGAAGUGGCAGACCGGCUGACUUUGGGAGACUGCCUGCAGUCAGGGUUUCCUCUUUCUUCUGACAUGCGGCUCGCCAUCAAAGGGGAAGGCGCCGGGCCUUCCUCAGGUGGAAGCUGCCGGUUAGAGGGGUACACGUUGUCGCGUAAACCGACGGAAAGCACUACCCAUCCGAGCUUCUCUUCUUCCUCGUCUCAGUCGUUCAGUCCGCCCCUCUCCUCCAGCCGCGGAAGCCCUCGACUGGAGCCUAAGGCCGCGCCAGUGCAGCUGCCUGAGGAAGAGCGCGAGCGCGGGGCAGAAGAGAACAACUUUUUAGGGUUCGUUCUUCCGCCUCGACAAGAGCAGGAAAGACACGGCGCGUCGCUUUUCUCAGGUGCUUUGCAGAUGCAGAUGACAGUGGUAGGGGAGGGUGAGGAGAGACAGGCGACCGCAACGCGCACAGCUGCUCCAGGUGAGCAGAGGGACGCGCAAGGGGAAGAGAAGCGGGGGCAAGGUGCUGACAACGCCGUCCACGCGCAGCCCGGACCGCCUGUGCAGGCAGUGGAGGACGACGCAGAGAGAGGACACGAAGGAGAGGGGCAAGGCGCCUCGCGAGAGUGCUUCGGGGCGGACCGACAAGCAGAGGACGAAGGUGACGCAAAUCGGAGGAGUCUGGAGGGAGACGCUGUGACGUCGACCAAGCGAAAGCGCGGGUCGCCACAGCCGGCGAAGAUGUACUUCCACAAGAAAAAGGAAGCCUGGCGCGCCGAGGUUCUCAUCGAUGGCACCAAACGCCAAAAGAGUUUCUCCUGCAAGAUGUACGGGGAGCCGCGCGCGCGGAUGCUCUGCGAGUGGGCCCGACGCUUCGCCCGCGACUUCGGCCGUCUCCCCUCCAAUCAGGAUGUGGCCAACUACAUUCCGUGUCUGUCGGAGUGUCCGCCUGCCCCUCGAAGUGGAAGUCCAGCGGAGUCUUCGAAACCAGAAGGAUCGCCCUAUCCUCCUUCGUUCUCCUUCUCGUCCGGCGCGUCCUUCCCUGAGAACGAUGCCGACAAGUACCGCGGCAGCUGUUGGGGAAACCCGUCGCCUCCGGCUGCACAUCCUCAAGGUGUGCCGUACGGGAACGAGGGAAGGUAUCCGUUCUUUUCCAACGCGUCGCCAGGAGUUCCUGACGGCGUUCACGUCCCAUCCCUGAUGCACAUGUCCUACGGGAGCAGUCCACCACACGGACAAAGCAGCGAGUUCUCUUCCUUCCCGCCGCCAGAGAGGUGGAGAGAGAUGGACGCCAGGGAGAUGUGGGCACCCCCGCAUUCCGGACGCGAAGGCGCCGGAAACAUCGAGAGAACCCAGACCGACAAGGCGGCUCAGGGCCGCGCCGACUGCCCGUACAGUCCCUACGGCCAGAUGCCUCAGCCAAGCUUCUACCCGGCGACGGGCAUGGAAAGGCCGCAGCACGAGUGCUGGAAGUUCCCCGUCCAGGCCGAACCGUUUCCGACGGAGGCUCCCGCGUGGUCGAGCCGACCUGAGGCCUUCUCGGGCGACGCUUCCCACCAGGUGCCCGCGUGGCCCGACUCGUGGCGAAGGGAAGAUGGGACACGCGCCUCGGAGACCGUUUUCUCGUCAGGUCCGGCCGCGCUCGGGUGGCCUCCCGCAGUGGGUGCAGCCGGAGAAGACGCGCAGAGACGCUUCGCAGGUGCUCAAGACGCGAGGUCCCGCGGGGUGGCGCCGGCGGCGAGCGAGACGCACGAGCAAGGCGGAGGCUUUCGCGGGUCGCCUCCGGAACACUGCGCGGACGCGAACGCGCCGUCGUUCGCGCGACAGCCCCUCAACGCCGCGGAGGCCGUAGGGCAGGAGCGCAUGCGCAGGGAACGAGAGGAGAGAAUGCGGCUGGGGGGGGGACUCGCGGGGCAGCCUCUGACAGGCGACGGGGGAGCGGGACAGAACUUUAGCCACUUGGGCGUCUCAGGCAGUCACGCUGGGCCGGGGACCCCCGGUGGACCAAGAGCGUCUCCGCCUCAGAGCGUGAAUGCGUCUUUCCAGAUGUACGCUCCGUCUGGUGGACAUCAGCCCGAGGGGUCGCCGCAGGUGUACCCCGAGGAGGCUCGGGCGAGUGCCCAGUACCCUCAGACCCCGGAGGGGAAGUCCGCGCAGCAACUCCCGUCGACGUCGUGUCCGCCCUCGCCGUUCUCGUCGUCGACAUGUGCUGGGACGACUGUGGCGUCGUUCCCUUCCUCCUCUGGUUCCGCCGGCGUCCCUGCGUCUUCGCUGUUGCCUGCAUCGGCCGAUAUUCCGUUCUCACCGUUCCCCUCGCCGUUCAUCUCCGACGGGCCGUUCCCGCCCGUUCCGUUUUCAUCGCGCUACAGAGGCAUCGGCGACGAGGCGUUCCUGGGACCUUCGUACUCUGUGUCUUCAGGCGAGGCGCCGGGAUCCCGUCCGCCGUGUGAUGCAGCCUUGCCCUACUUUCCUUCGCGUCUGCAGUCCCAGCAGGGGCCCUUGCCCUUUUACCCCUCGCCAGCUUCGGCCCGUCCCCCGCCUGGCCCAUCCACAGACUCGGGCAUGUUUUACCACGCUUCCCUCUCGAGCGUUUCGCCUGCGUUCUACGGCCCGCAGGUCUACGAGCGAGCUCCUGGCGUUUUCGUGGCCGGGCACGUUUCGCGGCCGCUGCUCAGCGCUGUCGAGCUCGCGGCAGAUGUCGCGGCGAUGUCUCUAUUCAGUCUGGAGAAGCAGUCCUUUGAGUCGCUCGUCUCGCAGACGCUCGAGGACCUGAAGCGCGAGGAGGGCGCAGCGGCGUCGGCGCCGGCCUUUCCCUCGUCUGUCGACGGAAAAGCGGCGCCGUCCUUCAGCCUCCCCCUCCCUCUGCUCCUCCACGCAAGCAGCCUCUUGGACCAGAUGGAAGACCCGUUUUCGGGAUUCUCCCUCGAUCCCUGGGGCCAGGCCUUCGCAGCGAUUCUGCCGGCGACCAGCGACUACCAGCGGCCCUUUCCUUCUGCUGGAACCCCCUCGGGGCUUCCGCACGGGCGCCCCACAAACGGCGGAACGUUCAUCGCCGCGCCGGAGGCGGGACCACCUGCGGCCGCCGACCCCGGCCGCGAAGGCGCUAACGCGGAGUUGCGUGCGCAGGCCGUCGCGCAGGCGGGACAAAACAAGCGACGCACUGGUGGACCUCGAGAGAGGAGCGUCGGAGAUCCCGGAAAGAACGCAGGGAGUGGAACAGACUCUGACAGGGGGCGACACCUAGGCGCAGCCGGGGACGGCCGCUUCGGCGAGCAAGACGGAAAGGAAGAGAGCCGAAACUCGAGUGCGUGCGGGGACGCCGAUGCCAAAGGCUUCACCGCGUUUGUGCAGAAGCGCAGGGAAAUGAACAUCGCAGCUGGGGCCCGAUUCGAGGAACUGGACGGCCUCAAAAACCUCACCAGACCUCGUGGCGGCCGAACCAAACGGUUCAACGUGGGGAAGAAACCCUUCAGUGGGGUUCGCGGUAUCUACUUUCAGCAGGGGGCCUGGAAGGUUCGUUACCGAGGCGACCAGGAGGAGGUUUUGAAAGUCUUUCCUUACGUCAAUGGGGAUUUCGACAGCAUGUGGGUACAAUUCUCGCUCGCGCGGCAGUUCCUCCGCCAAGUUAUCGCCAAAGGCCGCCAGCUACACGACAGCGACGGAGAGGGCUUGUCUGACGAAGAGCCGGCUUGGAUUCUGAGACGCGACGCAGCGAGCGCCAACAGCGCGAGCCGCCGCGCCGAGUUGGGGCGUUCUCGGCGAGGACACCAGUCUUCUUCGCGUUCGUCUUCGUUGUCGGCGUCUCAGCCGCGCCAAGGCUCUUCGGAGGCAUCUGGCGCGGACGCCCCCUUGACGAGCUCCAUGCGAACACGCCGACACGAACUCGCGUCUGCCGACGGCUUGGGCCCGCAAAAGGGCGAGGCUCCGUCGUCCCCGACGUUUCUCGGUCCCCGCGGUGUCUCCGGACCGGACGACGCCGUGCGUGCGCCUGAGCAUCACACUGGCGAGCUCCGGUCCGAGGAGGCGAGCGACGCCUCGGUCUACCCUUUUCUGCCCGGAAGCAGCAAGCCCCAAGAGAGGCAGGCAGGGCGGAGCCAAGGCGGAGGAUGCAGUCGGCGGCUGGAGGCUGCAGUCGAGAGUUUGCGUCCGAUCUCGCGCACAGAUUUUUUUGAGCCGAUUUUCUUUCCCGCGCUCUUUGGUCCCACCAGCGAGAAGUGGGGCGCGCGCGCCGAGAGCGUGAAGGAUGAAGUGAAGGCGUUGGAGCAGAAGCGGUGCGCCGCGGCGCCCGAACUCGGAAGGCCCGCAGGAGUCAGUGGGGACGCCUCGGCGGAGCUGAGGCGCGGGGCGGAGAAGAAGCGGGGCAGCGAGGACGGAGUCAGCAGGGACUGCCUCUCGCCCGGGGACAGUGAGGCCGCCGGCGAGAAGGCCUCGUGCGAAGGCGUGUUCUGCCAAGCUCGUGAAAAGAGAAGGAAAGUUUCCGAGAGCGGUCCAGGUGGGCAAAUCCCGGAACUGUGUGCAACGCAGGACCCUGUCGAGGUCAAGAAGGACGCGUUCUCGGAGCUCGGUCCGAUAGAAGGCGCGUGCGGGAGCAGAAAGGAGACAGAGGAGGCCGAGCUCGAAGAGACACCGACGCCUUCCCUUGGAUGCGGUGCGUCCGUGUCGUCCUUCCCUCGUUCGUUCGGCUCACCGUUCGCGGAGGAAGGGAGUGCGUCGCCGCACGGGGAGAAAGAAUGCGCAGAGAGCCGAUCGCAGCUGGAAGGAGACAGGCCCGCGACGCCGGUCGAAGCCUUCGAGGCGCUGGCUCGGGACUCCGUCAGCGACAAGCCGGCGCUUCCCCCCACGCCGUUGUCUCGCGAGAAAGAGUUCCAGUUAGUCGCAUCCUAUCCGUGGGACGUUACGGGCGCGCUGAGCAAGGGGCGAGCCGAGUGGCAAACGCUCCCUCAUUUGCCUCUCUUGUUGCAGGAUCGCCACGACCGCGUUCUCGCCUCGUCGUUCUCCUGGUCAUUUUAA